This is a messenger RNA of Miniopterus natalensis, 2982 nucleotides long. The record is from RefSeq and is a predicted model, not a curated record. Lineage: Eukaryota; Metazoa; Chordata; Mammalia; Chiroptera; Miniopteridae.
AUGAGGUUUACCAUUCAGAACAAUCAUUCUGGAAGCAGUGCAGAGGAUGGACUGAAAAAGAAAAGAUUAAUUCAAAGGGCAGUUAGAAGACGUUUCAGUAUUACUGAUGUUGCCAGAGCGAUUGAAUUACUGGAAAAACUACAAGAAUCUGGAGAAGUACCAGUGCACAAGCUACAAUCCCUUAAAAAAGUACUUCAGAGUGAGUUUUGUACUGCCAUUCGAGAGGUGUAUCAAUACAUGCAUGAAACGAUAACUGUUAAUGGCUGUCCCGAAUUCCGUGCCAGGGCCACAGCAAAGGCAACAGUUGCAGCUUUUGCUGCUAGUGAAGGCCACUCCCACCCUCGGGUAGUCGAACUGCCAAAGACUGAUGAAGGCCUUGGCUUUAACGUGAUGGGAGGAAAGGAGCAGAAUUCCCCCAUUUAUAUCUCUCGCAUCAUUCCUGGAGGGGUGGCCGAAAGGCACGGAGGCCUCAAAAGAGGAGACCAGCUGCUGUCAGUGAACGGAGUGAGUGUGGAAGGUGAACACCAUGAGAAAGCUGUGGAGCUACUCAAGGCUGCUAAGGACAGCGUCAAGCUGGUGGUGCGGUACACCCCGAAAGUCCUCGAGGAAAUGGAGGCUCGCUUUGAGAAGCUGCGGACAGCCCGGCGUCGGCAGCAGCAGCAAUUACUAAUUCAGCAGCAGCAACAGCAGCAGCAGCAACAGACACAGCAAAACCACAUGUCAUAGGUCCUUGAAGAAAAGCUAUUUGAGCAAACAUCUGAUAGUCACAAAUUUGAAACCGUGCUUCUGAAUCCCAGCACAUAGUAAAAUGAAAAGACAACACUGAUAAUUAUACCUGUCAAGAAGCUGUGACCAUGUGGUGUAUCAAUUCUUUACCAAGGCAACUCGACACCUGCUUUCUCGGGGGGCCGAACCCCAGCUGCUCUGUCUGCUCUUUACACACGCAGACCUUCCAUCCACUGCAGUGGGAAUUCUCCGUGUGCCCAUGGAGAGGUUUUCCAGUCUGCAGACUGACACAGGCUAAGAAUAAAGUCCGUGACUUUCAGAUAAAUCACCAGGGCCAGGAUUAAGUAAAUCUUGGGUCUAUGGCUUUUCCAGAGAUUAACAAAUCCCUCAUUAGGCUAAAGUUCAAACUGCAUCAGUUCAAUAUUGUCACCACUUAAACCCACACAUUGCCCCUCACCCUGACCUGUUUCACAUCCAUAUUGCUGAGCUGUCAGAAUUAGAAAUUCGGUUAAUUGCAAAGUCAACGUCUUUUCCCCUCUUGAAAACAAGUAAUUAUACUAUAUUUAUACUCUUUUUCAGGUUCUCAAAGCAAUUGGCUUUUUAUUUUCUGUUCAUGAAUUUUAUUAUGCAUUAAUAGAGUGGGGCGAUAUAACUCAACUUUCAGUUUGCUAGAAGCAAGGAUAGAGAACUCUAGUACUGUAUUUUUUUUAAUUUAAGUAUUGCUUGUAUCUAUUAUUAAUUCUAACAGAAUGUAAUGUAUAUUUAUUCCACAAAAUAUAUAUUAUGAGAGUGUAUUUGUUACAAACUUAGGCUUUUUCUGAGCAAGUGUUAUGAAUCUGGUAAGAGAGACAAUUAGCAAAGGACCUAGCUUCAUGAACUGAUCCUCGUAUGAUACUUAUGUAUAACCCUGCUCUCAAUAUUUUUUUUAAGUUUUAUAUUUUUGAUUGAUAAGCUCUAGAGAAAUCUAAUCUCUUUCUCCCUACACUGAUGUGCUGCCAUAGACAACUAAAUUAUAAUAUGUGUGUAUAUACAAAUAUGUAUGUCAUACAAAGUUUAGGUCAGUUUUCCCAAUAUAAAAUGGAUAUUUUUGGCAAUCUAAGAUCCAAAGUAUUAUCCCUUUUAAAAUCAAGUGUAUGUGAACCAGUGAUAAUAAUAUUGUGAAUGAAAAGAUACUGCUGCUUCUAGAAGAUAAAGAUGCCUCCUUCAUUACAUGAUUCAUGUAGGUCAAUAGACAAUGAUAGGGCCACAUACACAGAUUAUAACUUUUGACUUACAGUAAAUCUAGGCACGUAAGUCUAGUUUUACUCUAUGGAAUGAGUAGGAAGCAAUAAUUAUUUGGGCACUUAAAUACUUUAAGCACACAAGUGUACCUGAAAAAAGAAUAAAGGUCCAGUUGAAACAUUCCAAAUGCAUCAUUAAAACUGAAGCAAGUAUUCGACUAUUCCCUUUCCUCAAAUGCAGAAAUUGAUUCCUCGAGAUAGAAUAAAUUUCACAUUUCAGACGGUCCUCCAAAUUAAACAUUUAGAAAGCUCAAUUUAGGAACUGUUUUCUUGAAAGUCAACUAAUCAGAAUUACCCAGCACCUUUUAAUUUGCCCUGUCAGGUGAUAUUGUCAAGGCCAAGAUCUGCCUACUCUUCAUAGUCCAUCACCCAACAAACGGCAAGGGAAGUAAGAGAUACACCAAUUUCAGCAAGGCCCUGCCGUGGUAACAGAUUCUCAUACUUGAAAACCUAUCAUUUUGUACUAGAUAGAGCUGGGGGGAGGGCCAGGGGGAGGGCCCUGAAUGUUAUGUAAAAUAGGUUUACAAACGAGAUAAGCAUGACUAAAGGGAACGAAUGGAGACUGCUUGAGUAUUAUUCAGUUUGAAAGAGGUAGUUUUCAUUUUUAUAAGAAAAAUUUAAUAAAACAUAUAUUUUAGUUAUCAUUUAACAAAGAAGUAUUAAAGCUAUUCAGGCAAUGCCACUGAUUCUCAGAAAGGGAAAUCAUUGAACCCUUAUAAUGAGAAAAGGGUCAUUUCGACACAUUUUAAUACAGUGUAUAAAUUUGGAACUUAAGGUGAGUAUGUUUUUAUUUGACCAUGUUUGGUUAAUGUUAAAUUAUCACAUUUUAACAUCAAUAUAAAUAUUGUCAUGGAAUUACAGAACAAUUAUCAAAUGAGCAGAUAUCUUACAUUUGUGUUUUCUAGAAGUCUUUGUAUUUUUGUGCUGCAUUUGCAUAAUGUUAAGUGCUAAUAAAUGUAUGUCAGGUCGUUUGUCA